GUGUACUAAUCAUCUAAGUAGUAGUACUAUAGUAGUCCUCUGUGUAGUAGUAAUCUAUGUUGUAGUAGUAGUACUAUAGUAGUCCUCUGUGUAGUAGUAAUCUAUGUAUUAGUAGUACUAUAGUAGUAAUAUGUGUAGUAGUAAUCUAUGUACUAGUAGUACUAUGAAUCCCAAUCAUUAGAACCUCCAUGAAAACAUCGACCUUGAUCCUACAGCAGCCCUUAACCGUUUUUAAUUUGGUCAUUUGUCCGUUUCCUUCAUUGAUUGAUAUCAAUACAGUACAUUUCCAGAUCAUGUUUCAUUAUUCACAUAUUAACUGGUCACAUGAAACAGAGUGUCUACUCUAUGUAGAGUGUUUUAUUCACUCUACACAGAGUAGUAGUACUCUGUGUAGUAUAGUACUCUGUGAUGUGGUAUCAUGUGAUGCAGGCGGUCGCUGAUCAGUGAUGUCAUUAAGUAAUUAGUGCAGAACAGCCCAUCGCUCCAAGAGGCUGCAGCCGUCACAGAGACCAGAAGACCAGGAGCUCUGAGCGUUCUGCAGCCUACUGAAGGGAACCAGAAGACCAGGAGCUCUGAGCCUUCUGCAGCCUGCUGAAGGGAACCAGUCAACCAGUGAACCAGUCAACCAGGGAACCAGAAGACCAGGAGCUCUGAGCGUUCUGCAGCCUGCUGAAGGGAACCAGUCAACCAGUGAAGCAGGGAACCAGAAGACCAGGAGCUCUGAGCGUUCUGCAGCCUGUUGAAGGGAACCAGUGAACCAGUCAACCAGUGAACCAGUGAACCAGGGAACCAGAGAACCAGUGAACCAGUGGACCAGUGAACCAGUGAACCAGUGGACCAGUGUCGUUGGGGUCCUCCACCAUGGCUCUGGGGCGCGGCCCGGCCCUGUGUCUGCUGGUUGUCAUGGAGAUGUGUGCGGGGGGCCCUCCCAGGAGGGCGUCGUGCCCGUACCCCCCCUCCCAGUGGUGCAGCUCCCUGCAGGUCGCCCUCCAGUGCCAGGUCCAGAAGCAGUGCAUGGAGCUGAGCGCCACGCGUCAGCGGAGCCCCCCGGUGGCGGUGGCGCUGUACUACGACAGUCUGUGUCCGGGCUCCCGUCUGUUCCUCACCCAGCAGCUGUUCCCCACCUGGACCCUUCUGCAGGACGUCAUGGAGCUCACACUGGUCCCCUACGGAAACACUCAGGAGCUGCAGAACGCGACCGCGCCCUUCAGCUGUCAGCACGGAGAGGCAGAGUGCCAGAGCAACAUGAUGGAGGCUUGCAUCCUCCACCUGGCCGGCCCCGCCUCCCUCCAGAUCAUCCACUGCAUGGAGGCCGCCGCCCACCUCCUCCAGGCCGCCCGACCGUGCGUGGAGCUGUACGCCCCGGCGCUGCGCUGGGCGGCGGUGGAGGUCUGCACGACGGGGGGGCGGGGGGGCCAGCUGAUGAGGACCCACGCCGCCCGGACCCGGGCCCUGAAGCCCCCCCACGUCCCCUGGGUCACCUUCAACGGGGAGCUGAGGGAGGAGGUCCAGGACCGGGCCCUGGGGUCGCUGUUCCACCUGGUGUGUGACCUCUACAAGGCGAGGAAGCCGCCGGCGUGCACCGGAGUGCCGGUCAGACUGGACCGGAGUCUCUGCUGAACGCGCCAAACGUUAGCAUGUAGCAGAGCUAUCUGACAGAGCUACCAUUAGCAUGUAGCGCUAACAGAGCUAUCUAACAGAGCUAACAUUAGCAUGUGGCGCUAACAGAGCUAUCUGACAGAGCUACCAUUAGCAUGUAGCGCUAACAGAGCUAUCUGACAAAGCUAACAUUAGCAUGUGGCGCUAACAGAGCUAUCUAACAGGGCUAACAUUAGCAUGGAGCACUAACAGAGCUAUCUAACAGAGCUAACAUUAUUAUGUAGCGCUAACAGAGCUAUCUAACAGGGCUAACAUUAGCAUGGAGCACUAACAGAGCUAUCUAACAGAGCUAACAUUAGCAAGUAGCGCUAACUGAGCUAGCUGACAGAGCUCAAUGCCUGAAUAAAACUAACAUUAGAAUGACCAUUCAAUCUUUUAACUGCUAAAUUUACUUUUGUGUUACCAAAUGAUGUUAUCGCGCUUUAUGUCAAGAACAGUUUUAAUACAACUUUAUCGAUAGUACGUUUUGAACAGUCCAAACCUUUUACUGGUUCAUAGUUUGAGUUUACAAUCACUAAAUAUCAGUUAUUGAUCCCUGGAUCACAAAUCAUGUUCGCAUUUCAGGGAUGAUUGUCCUUCUUUGGAGAAGCUAAGCAAUACUUAAAAUUUGUACCAACCUAUCAAUAAAUAUUAAAACAUUGUCCAUUUCAAA
Messenger RNA from Gadus macrocephalus (Pacific cod), 2311 nucleotides. It is a transcript of the gene ifi30b, whose product is annotated as IFI30 lysosomal thiol reductase b. The coding region runs from base 862 to 1620 and encodes 252 amino acids. The transcript has 9 exons. The record is from RefSeq and is a predicted model, not a curated record. Gene Ontology annotation, molecular function: oxidoreductase activity, acting on a sulfur group of donors, disulfide as acceptor. Lineage: Eukaryota; Metazoa; Chordata; Actinopteri; Gadiformes; Gadidae. Gene Ontology annotation, cellular component: lysosome.